Messenger RNA from Zingiber officinale, 1666 nucleotides. Its product is annotated as zinc finger CCCH domain-containing protein 2-like. The coding region runs from base 133 to 1254 and encodes 373 amino acids. The record is from RefSeq and is a predicted model, not a curated record. NCBI's taxonomy places the organism in Eukaryota, Viridiplantae, Streptophyta, Magnoliopsida, Zingiberales, Zingiberaceae. The transcript has a single exon. Gene Ontology annotation, molecular function: metal ion binding.
GUCGGAUACGGACCCCGAGAUAUUCUUAAACGGAGGUUAGAUUCUGACGCAACCACGGUCGCCUCCUUCCCCGUAAUUUAAAGCCUAGUCUCGUAGAUCAACAAGCAAGGGAGGACACGACGGCCGGCAGCUAUGAUGGUGGGAAGAGGGAUUAGUUUUCUCAAUCCGACGGUCCAUGUUCCCCCGGUCGUGGUUCUCGACGAUCUGGCGGCCGGGAACUUCCUCUCCUCUCCCCUUCCCGUCAGCGGCGUCACCGCCGCCGGCGACUGCCUUCCCUUCGACGAAGUCACGCUGGCGGCCAUGCAGUUCUACCUAGACCGCGAGGAAGGAGCCGGCUCCGUCACCGACGCGCCGCCGGUGGUGGACGCGUACGCGUCGGAUGAGUUCAGGAUGUACGACUUCAAGGUGAAGUUGUGCGGCCGCGGGCGGUCGCACGACUGGGCCGAGUGUCCCUUCGCGCACCCGGGCGAGAAAGCGCGCCGACGGGACCUGCGGAAGCACUGCUACUCCGGCGCUCCCUGCCCGGACUUCCGCAAGCCCGACGGUUGCAAGCGCGGCGAUGGCUGCGAGCUAGCGCACGGGGUGUUCGAGUGUUGGCUUCACCCGGACCGUUACCGGACCCAGCCCUGCAAGGACGGCACCGAGUGCCGCCGCCGCGUUUGCUUCUUCGCGCACACCCCCGACCAGCUCCGCGUGCUGCAUACGCCGCCGUCAUCUCCGCUGCAGAGCGCGACGGCACCGGAGUCCUACGACGGAUCGCCUCUGCGCCACCAGUCCUGUUUGCAGUCCUACUUUUCCAGAAGCCUCGUCUCUUCGCCGACUUCGAUACUCAACUCGUCGCCCAAGUCUUCGCCGACAGAGUCUCCUCCGAUUUCGCCGAGCGGCGGCAAGCUGCGGCGGGCGUCGUGGCCGGCGAGCUCGGGUGUGAACGAGAUUGCGGCGUCGCUGAGGCAGUUGCAGCUGAACAGAGCAGACUCUAUGCCGAGUUCGAAGGAGCUGCAUAUGGGAAACAGUACUGGCUUCAUCUCCCGGCCGGGAGCGCUUGCUAGAUUCAAUACUGUUUUCCGUAGCCUGCCGACGACUCCGACGGGCGUAACCGCUGGUUGGCCGGAGGAAAUAUCCCCGGUGGAGAGAGUGGAGUCGGGGCGAGCGCUGCGAGCGAAGAUGUUCGACAGACUGACUAAAGAUCACAUCUUAAACAAAGCAGAAGCUACAAUGGACGUGGAAUGGGUCUCCGAGCUGCUAAAUAGUUGAAAUUUAGCAGAGAAACAUAUGAACAAUUUGACGGUAAAAAGCUUGAAUUUUGAAGGUAGUAUCAUUGCCCUUUUUCAUGGAAGAUGAAUAUUUGAAUCUCCAGAACGGGAGAUAAAGAAGAAUUUGGUAGCUGAAGCGGUUCUUUUGCUUCUCAUGGGCGAAGAACGGAGGAAGGAUUAGUCCGGUUUGAAAUAAAUGGAGUCAAUUUGCAUCGUAUAUAGAAUUAGAGGUUUGAUCGAAGCUGCUGUAGCACUCUCUGCAGAUUUCUGUAUUCUGAUUCCCUGGAUGUUCUAAAUGUCAUUUCAGUUGACUGCUAAGCGUUCGUUUGGCAUAUUGCGUUGUAAAUUAACCGCAAAUUGAGAUUGUAAAUGUUAAAAUUUCUUAUCCAAUGGAUUUCACAUGUUUGUCCUUA